This is a messenger RNA of Komagataella phaffii GS115, 615 nucleotides long. RefSeq names its product Secretory vesicle-associated Rab GTPase essential for exocytosis. The coding region runs from base 1 to 615 and encodes 204 amino acids. Gene Ontology annotation, molecular function: GTPase activity; GTP binding. Gene Ontology annotation, biological process: protein secretion; protein localization to plasma membrane; regulation of exocytosis. Gene Ontology annotation, cellular component: endosome; plasma membrane. Lineage: Eukaryota; Fungi; Ascomycota; Pichiomycetes; Pichiales; Pichiaceae. The transcript has a single exon. The record is from RefSeq and is a predicted model, not a curated record.
AUGGCAUCAAGAGGCACAUCAAGGCAACAGUAUGACCUCACUAUGAAGCUAUUGCUAGUAGGAGACUCUGGUGUAGGAAAGUCCUGUCUUUUAUUGAGAUUUGUGGACGACUCGUUCAACCCUUCCUUCAUCACUACUAUUGGUAUUGACUUUAAGAUUCGAACCGUGGAGAUCAAUGGAAAGAAAGUCAAGCUGCAAAUUUGGGAUACCGCUGGCCAAGAGAGAUUCAGAACUAUUACUACUGCCUACUACAGAGGGGCCAUGGGUAUCAUCUUGGUGUAUGACGUUACUGACGAGAGGUCGUUUAACAGUGUACACAAUUGGUACCAGACAUUGAACCAGCACGCCAAUGAGGACGCCCAGCUGUUUUUGGUAGGUAACAAAUGUGAUGACGAGGAGUCCAGACAGGUCACUAAAGAGCAAGGUGAACAGUUGGCUAGUGAGUUAGGUGUUCCAUUCCUGGAAGCUUCGGCCAAGAGUAACAAGAACGUGGACGCAAUCUUUUUGGAGCUAGCCAAACGAUUCGAAGAGAAGAUGAGAAAUACACAACAGGGCCCUGGUUCUGCUGGUAUUGAUGUAAAUUCCUCCAACGACACCAAAUCGUCUUGUUGUUGA